GAAAAGCCAUCUUCUGUCAACUUUUACGCGACACUCCCAUCACAUCGCAGUGCGCCCAAGCAUUUCCUUAGCGACCGAAACGCAUUUGAUUGCACGUACCAAUACAAAAACCACUCGAAACCACAAAUCACAAUGUCUGCCAGCGCCAGAAGCGGAGCGAAACGGCUCAUCAAGGAGAUGGAGAACUGGCGCAAGGAGCAAAAGGACGAAAAGGGCGUGGAGAGGCUUGGGCCUGUGAAUGAGGAUGAUUUGUUUGAGUGGGAGGCGGUGAUUAAUGGCAAGGGGAUUGGAUCUGGAUACGAUGAGGGCCGAUGGCUCAUCAACAUCCAGCUCUCGACGUCGUACCCGCUGGCGCCCCCCAAGAUGCGCUUCGUGACGCAAAUCAUCCACCCCAACAUUGCGCUGCAGACGGGCGAGAUCUGCCUGGACCUGCUCAAGGACAAGUGGACGCCGACGUAUAGCGUGCUGCAGUGCGUGCGCGCGGUGCGGAUGCUGCUGGGAUACCCGGAGACGGACAGCCCGCUGAACGUGGACGUUGCGGCGCUGCUGAGGGGCGGCGAUGUCGUGGGGACGCGCAAGUUGGUGCAGUAUUGGUGUUCUGAGCCGGAGGGGAGGUAUGAUGGGCCUUGAUGAGGAGAGGAGAGAGGAGAGCUGUUUCUUAUUGUCUUUGACUAUUCUUUUGUGAUUCGAUUCUUGGUUUUGAAUAUAUGGCAAAUGUAAUUGGUAUAGUAGUAGCCGUUGUUUGUAAUGAUUUUGGGUACGGCGGAAGGGUAUUAUAUAUGGGCUGGCCUGGACGAGACUUUUGAGGAGUAGCUGCGAGAGAGCUUUAUAUCACGGAUUCAAUGUCAUCGUUAUUGGCACAUUGUGCAUCGCUUUC
This is a messenger RNA of Trichoderma atroviride IMI 206040, 877 nucleotides long. The record is from RefSeq and is a predicted model, not a curated record. NCBI's taxonomy places the organism in Eukaryota, Fungi, Ascomycota, Sordariomycetes, Hypocreales, Hypocreaceae.